UAGCACAUCUUUCCAAGUCUUCCAAGUCUUCCAAGUCCUAUAUAAUGCCCACCUGCCGACCACUGUAUUCUUAACCUCACCCACAUAUCAAAAUAUCAUCUUUUAUUAGAUCCAUUUGUACUCCAUUCCUUAGGCUUUACAAUGUGGGGAAGAAUCCCAAUACCAAUACCAAUACCAUUGUUAUGCACACUUCUCCUGUGUUUCCUGCUCACACAAUGCAAAGCACUUGCAUUAGCUACCAAAUUUUACAGUGGUGGGCUAAGCAGAAAGAGCUUCCCCAAGGGUUUUGUUUUCGGCACCGCAACGUCAGCUUACCAAGUUGAAGGCAUGGCUCACAAGGACGGCCGGGGCCCUAGCAUUUGGGAUGAAUUCGUCAAAAAGCCUGGGAUUAUAGCUAAUAACGCAACUGCUGAGGUCUCUGUGGAUCAAUAUCAUCGGUACAAGGAAGAUGUUGAUAUAAUGGCAAACCUAAACAUGGAUGCAUACCGUUUCUCAAUCUCAUGGUCUCGGAUUUUCCCAAAGGGUGCUGGUGAAGUAAACUGGAAGGGGGUCGCUUAUUAUAAUAGACUAAUUGAUUAUUUGAUUGAACGAGGCAUAACUCCAUAUGCAAACCUCUACCAUUAUGAUCUCCCUCUAGCGCUGGAGCGGAAGUACAAGGGCUUGCUUAGCCCAAGAGUUGUGAAAGAUUUUGGUGACUAUGCAGAGUUCUGUUUCAAGACAUAUGGAGACAGAGUAAAGAACUGGAUGACUUUCAAUGAGCCAAGAGUUAUAGCUGCACUUGGUUAUAAUGAUGGUUUUCAUGCUCCUGGAAGAUGCUCCAAAGAAUAUGGUAACUGUACAGAAGGUAAUUCAGGUACAGAGCCAUAUAUUGCGGCUCACCAUUUGAUUUUGUCUCAUGCUGAAGCAGUUCAAAGAUACCGCCAAAAAUAUCUAGCGAAACAAAAGGGAAGAAUUGGUAUUUUGCUGGACUUCGUGUGGUAUGAACCACUUACAAGAGGAAAGAAAGACAAUUAUGCAGCUCAAAGAGCACGCGACUUCCAUAUUGGAUGGUUUAUCCAUCCAAUUGUGUAUGGUGAAUAUCCAAAGACAAUGCAAGACAUAGUGAAAGACAGACUACCAAAAUUCACAACGGAAGAGGUGAAGAUGGUUAAGGGCUCCAUGGAUUUCGUGGGUAUCAACCAAUAUACAACUUAUUACAUGUAUAAUCAACAGAUCAACAAGACAAAACCCCCAGGAUACCAACAGGACUGGCAUGCGGGAUUUAAUUUUAGUAAAAACGGUGUCCAAAUUGGUCCAAGGGCAAACUCUUACUGGCUUUAUGAGGUACCAUGGGGCCUAUACAAGGCAAUAAACUACAUAAAGGAGCGCUAUGGCAAUCCCACUAUGAUUCUGUCUGAAAAUGGUAUGGAUGACCCAGGUAAUGUGACCCUUGCAGAAGGAUUGCAUGAUAUAAAAAGAAUACAUUACUACAGAAGCUACUUGGUUGCACUGAAAAAGACCAUUGAUGAGGGAGCAAAUGUUAUUGGUUACUUUGCAUGGUCGUUAGUCGACAAUUUCGAAUGGAGAUUGGGAUAUACUUCACGAUUUGGUAUAGUUUAUGUUGAUUACAAAGACCUUAAGAGGUACCCUAAGAUGUCUGCUAAUUGGUUCAAGUACAUGCUACGUAGACAAUAGAGUCGCUCAAACGUGGUCAUAUGAUACAUGACAAUUUCUAUGUAAAAUUUUAAUGCUUUUAAAUCAGUACUUCUACAAUGUUUGAAAUCAUCAAGUUAAUUUUUUUU
Molecule: messenger RNA, 1781 nt
Organism: Beta vulgaris subsp. vulgaris (sugar beet)
Lineage: Eukaryota; Viridiplantae; Streptophyta; Magnoliopsida; Caryophyllales; Amaranthaceae
Product: beta-glucosidase 44
Exons: 11
Coding region: 142-1674 (510 amino acids)
Biological process (GO): carbohydrate metabolic process
Molecular function (GO): beta-glucosidase activity
Source: RefSeq, a predicted model, not a curated record